AUGAAGGGCAGGCCUGAAGACAGGCUUAGGCCCCUCCACACCACACACAUGGCCUGCUACGACCUCUGCCGCCCCUGCGGACCCACCCCGCUGGCCAACAGCUGCAACGAGCCCUGUGUCAGGCAGUGCGAGGACUCCCGCGUCGUCAUCCAGCCUUCCACCAGCACCGCCGUCGGAUCCUCCUCAUCGGCUGCCGUGGGCAACGUCCUCAGCUCCCAGGGAGUGCCCAUCUCCUCUGGCGGAUUCGGCUACGGCCUUGGCUACGGCUUCGGAGGCCUGGGCUGCUACGGCGGCGGAAGGGGCUGCAACAUCUGCUAA
Strigops habroptila (Kakapo) is the source of this 318-nucleotide messenger RNA. Its product is annotated as feather keratin 1-like. The transcript has 3 exons. Gene Ontology annotation, molecular function: structural constituent of cytoskeleton. The coding region runs from base 1 to 318 and encodes 105 amino acids. Gene Ontology annotation, cellular component: intermediate filament. Lineage: Eukaryota; Metazoa; Chordata; Aves; Psittaciformes; Psittacidae. The record is from RefSeq and is a predicted model, not a curated record.